Molecule: messenger RNA, 423 nt
Organism: Staurois parvus
Lineage: Eukaryota; Metazoa; Chordata; Amphibia; Anura; Ranidae
Source: the annotation of a GenBank genome assembly
UACAGGAGAUGACCAGAGACUGCGGACACAGUACAGGAGAUGACCAGGAGACCAGAGACUGCGGACACAGUACAGGAGAUGACCAGAGACUGCGGACACAGUACAGGAGAUGACCAGAGACUGCGGACACAGUACAGGAGAUGACCAGAGACUGCGGACACAGUACAGGAGAUGACCAGGACUGCGGACACAGUACAGGAGAUGACCAGAGACUGCGGACACAGGACAGGAGAGGACCAGAGACUGCGGACACGGUACAGGAGAGGACCAGAGACUGCAGAGGUACAGGAGAUGCCAGAGAUUGCGGACACGGUACAGGAGAUGACCAGAGACUGCGGACACGGUACAGGGGAUGACCAGAGAUUGCGGACACGGAGAUGACCAGAGACUGCGGACACGGUAGUACAGAGAGGCGACCAGAGA